Ictalurus furcatus (blue catfish) is the source of this 8434-nucleotide messenger RNA. It is a transcript of the gene itgb4, whose product is annotated as integrin, beta 4. The record is from RefSeq and is a predicted model, not a curated record. Gene Ontology annotation, molecular function: integrin binding. Lineage: Eukaryota; Metazoa; Chordata; Actinopteri; Siluriformes; Ictaluridae. Bases 870 to 6623 code for a protein of 1917 amino acids. The transcript has 42 exons. Gene Ontology annotation, biological process: integrin-mediated signaling pathway; cell-matrix adhesion; cell migration. Gene Ontology annotation, cellular component: integrin complex; cell surface; focal adhesion.
AACUUCCACCGCCACUCCCAUACAGCUCUCUGUCUCUCUAUCUGUCUCUCUCUCUCUGCCUGUCUCUCUCUCUAUCUGUCUCUCUGACUAUGUGUCUCUCUCUCUGUCUGUCUCUCUCUCUCUCUCUAAAUGUUUUUACCAGAAUUAUUUAAUUAAUAUAUCUGUCUUACUUUCUGUUUUAGCUAUAUCUCUUUAUUUCUCACUUUCUCUUUUUCCUUUUUUUCCUUAUCUCUCUCUCUUGCAGUUAAAUGCUCUAACAACACACACACACGCACACACACACACACGGGCUCAUGCCGCUCCUGCAUUCCUGCACACACACAUAAACACACACUCACCUGCACAGACCUGAGAAAGAAGAGAGAAGGAGAGGUGGAGGGUGAAUGUGUGUGUGUGUGUGUGUGUGUGUUUGAUGGAGGAGGAGUGAAAGGAGGAACAAAAGGGGAAGUGGAGGAAGGGAGUCGCCUUCAGCCCACCUGAGAGCUCUGCAAUGGGAGGAGGGAUUUAAAACCACACACACAUACACACUCUCUCACUCUCUCUCACAGACUCUCACACGGCUGAUCCGAUCCUGCCAUUCCACCACACACACACACACACACACACACACACACACACACACCCUGAAGAUUAGAGCCGGAGUGUGACUGCAGGAGGAGAAACACAACCUGCUCCAGAAACUUCAAAGAAACUCACAACUCUGAGAUCAAAGGCGCUUCACAACUUCUUCACUUUUGAAAAUAUUUUUUAUAAUUUCACUUUUUUUUGUUUCACUUUGUGGACGUGUGUGAGGAAGGGAAUUUACCUCACUGUGUGUGUGUACGAACUUGGACUUUGGACUAGGAGACUCAGUAUUAAAGAGGUCAGAGAUGGGAAGAUGGGCGUGGCACCUCAGUGUGGUAUUUCUCUCUCUCACCCUGAUUGGUCAUCAUGUCAUCAGUGCCAAUCGCUGUGCAGCGAGUAAAGCCACCAGCUGUUCUGUGUGUCUGCAGACUGGAUUCGGCUGCGCAUACUGUCGUGAUGAGGUCUUUGGGUUUGAUCGCUGUGACCUGCUGGAGAACCUGAAAUCUCACAGCUGUGCUCUGAUCGUAUCGGUGAAGAGCUCCAUGAAAAUGUUGAAGAAAAUUGCGAUUGAUAAGAACCUGAAACACUCCCAAGUGGCUCCUCAGGAGAUGAGUAUGACUCUGUUACCUGGUGAGGAGCGAGUGGUGGAGAUGGAGGUGUUCGAGCCAUCGCGUGGUCCACUCGACCUCUACAUCCUCAUGGACUUCUCCAACUCCAUGUCUGAUGAUCUGGACAACCUCAAGAAGAUGGGGGACAGCCUAGCUACGUUGGUUGGGACUCUCUCUGAUGAUUACACAAUUGGAUUCGGCAAAUUUGUUGAUAAAGUCACUGAACCGCAGACAGACAUGAGACCAUCAAAGUUGAAGGAGCCGUGGACGAACAGUGACCCUCCGUUCUCCUUCCAGCACGUCAUCACUCUCACCAGUAACCUCAACACCUUCAAAGAGAUCCUGCAGAAGGAGAGAAUAUCUGGCAACCUGGACGCUCCCGAGGGGGGAUUCGACGCCAUCCUGCAGGCCGCCGUGUGUCAGUCUCAGAUCGGGUGGAGGCAGCACAGCACCCAUCUCCUCGUCUUCUCCACCGAGUCGGCGUUUCAUUACGAAGCGGACGGCAUAAACGUGUUGGCGGGAAUUUUGCCACGGAACGACGAGGCGUGUCACCUGGACAAUAAGGGUCUGUACACGCACGCCACGCAGCAGGAUUACCCAUCAGUCCCCACUCUGGUGCGGCUGCUCGUCCAGAACAACAUCAUCCCCAUCUUCGCCAUCACCAACCACUCGCUCUCCUACUACGAGAAACUGGUUCCGUAUUUCCCCAUCGCGGAGCUCGGAGUGCUGACAGACGAUUCGUCCAACAUCCUCAACAUCAUCAAGAUCGCCUUCGAUAAUAUCCGUUCGAAGAUCAGCAUCCAGGCUGAGAAUAAACCCAGAGCGAUCGGUGCUCAGAUGCUCUCAGCGGCCGGAGUCGCGUCAGAUUACGGAAACUUCUCCAUCCAGCCGGGAGAAAUUGGUAAAUUUAAACUGCUUCUGAACGCUAAGACGAGUGUGAAUGAUAAACCCGUGUGCAGCCUGAACACCAACGAACGCACGGGGACGAUCAGGGUCAAACCCACCACGUUUAGCUCCGCCCUCGAGAUACAAACCUCCGUCCUCUGUGAAACCUGCGAGUGUGAAAAGUUUCCAGAAGAGAAUGCGGCUCGGUGUAGCGGUAACGGAAAGCUGGUGUGUGGAACCUGCCACUGUUAUGAUAAAUGGUUGGGUCCGUUCUGUAACUGCUCGUCUCAGGUGUCCUCAGAUACGAGCGGGUGUGUGGAGAAGACGGGGGAGGAGCCAUGUAACGGGAGAGGAGACUGUCUGUGUGGAAUGUGUCUGUGUUACAACCCCAAUCAGUACGAAGGACAGUUCUGUCAGUUCGACAGAUCACAGUGCCACAGAUCAGGAGGAUUCCUCUGUAACGAUCGAGGCCAGUGCUAUAUGGGGAGGUGUGUGUGUGAUAGUGGAUGGACAGGAGAUGCAUGCGAGUGUCCUCUCAGUAAUGCGACCUGUCUGGACAACAAAGGGGGUUUGUGUAAUGGUCAUGGUGUGUGUAAAUGUGGACGGUGUGAGUGUGAAUACUCCGGACUAGAGCUGGGAACAACAUGUGAACCAAACUUCCAGGCUCAGUUGGGGAUGUGUGAGGGCAGGAGGAGUUGUGUACAGUGCCAGGCCUGGAAGACCGGAGAGAUGAAAGGAGAGAAGUGCAAGGAAUGUCUAUUUACCAUCAAGAUGGUGGACGAGCUGAAGGACAGAGAUAAAGUGAUAGAGACGUGUGAAUAUCGUGAUGAAGAAGAUGACUGCACGUAUUACUACACAGUGAAUUAUCCUCCUAAUCCUACUGAUAAAGAACACGAGGUGGAGGUGCUCAAGAAGAAAGAGUGUCCCCCUGGAGGUUUUCUCUGGUUGAUUCCUCUCAUCAUGUUCCUGAUGCUGUUGUUGGGCCUCUUACUGCUCUGCUGCUGGAAAUACUGCGCAUGCUGCAAGGCAUGUUUGGCUCGGCUGUUUGCCUGCUGUCCGUGCUGUGCGAUGGGUCGUAUGGUGGGAUUUAAAGAAGAUCACUACAUGCUGCGUCAGUCUUUACUGAGCUCGGAUCACUUGGACACGCCGCUGGUUCGGACCGGGCCGCCUAAGAGCACAGACGUGGUGCGCUGGAAAGUGAAAGACAACGUCCACCGUGGACCGAACCACCCUCAGAACCAGAUCCAACCCAACCCCAAAGAAAUCAUCGACUUCCCGCUCUCACUGCGGCUCCACAGACCGUUUUCUGACGAACUUUCACGUCCAGAAGGUCGCAACACUGAAAUCCUCAAACAGGAAGUGGAGGAAAAUCUGAAUAACGCAUUCAGACAAAUUCCCGGUGUUCACCGCGUGCAGAAAACCAGAUUCAGGACACAGAGAAAUGCAGGAAAGAGGCAGAACAACACAAUCGUGGACACGGUUCUCUCGGCUCCUCGUUCCAGCUACCGCGACAUCGUUAACCUGACGGAUAAACAGGUGCAGGCUGGGAAUUUCAGCGAUAUGAAAGUAGUGCCGGGUUACUACACAGUGGCCACGGACAGAGAGGCGACGGGGGCUGUGGAGCUGCAGGAGGGCGUGGAGUCUGUGGAUGUUCGGGUUCCGCUCUUCAUCAAAGAUGAGGAUGAUGAUAAGAAACAGCUGCUGGUGGAGGCCAUCGACGUUCCGGUGGGAAUCGCAGGCAUCGGAAAACGCUACGUCAACAUCACAGUGAUUAAAGAACACGCUAAGAGCGUUCUGACCUUCCUUCAGCCCUCGUACACUUUUGCUCGGCAAGAUGGCGUAGCUAACAUCCCGAUUAGCCGUGACAUCAUUGAGGACGGUCGCACUCAGGUCACCUACUGCACCAGAGACCUCACCGCCAAGGACAAGAAGGACUACAUCUCAGUAGACGGAGAUCUGAUGUACCAGCCUGGAGAAACUCAGAAGAUGGUUCCUGUGAAGCUGCUGGAGCUCGGGGAAGGAGACGCCCUGUUGGAUAAACAGUCCAAACAGUUUGUGAUGGAUCUGAGCAACCCACGUCAGGGCGCUAAACUCGGCAAAUACCCGCGAACCACCAUCAACAUCGCCGACAAACCAGAUCCGAGCGUGAUCAUGUUCAAGAACACCACGCAGAACUUCAGCAUAUCCGAUGCCCUCUACAACAUCCCUGUGAUCCGCACUCAGGGUCUGGAAAACCCCUCCACCGUUAACUGGCGCACAAUCUCCUCCCGCUUCAACCUGUCCGGCCCGGUCAAGUUCGCCCCAGGAGAUAUGGAGAAGAACAUCGUGAUCGACCCUCGUAUGCAGCAGAUUCCCUCCAAACCAGAAACCUUCCAGCUGGAGCUGUAUGACCCGAGCCCUAAUAGCCUCGUCCGAGACAGGAAGACCACGCUGGUCAACAUCACUGAUUCCAAAGAUGUCUUGACCAAGACAGGAUCUCUUUCAUUUAAAGCCCCGUCUCCCACUGGACGGAUCUUUGCUCCGACUAACAUCAAUGCUACAGCUACAGGCCCUAAAAAGAUGCUCCUUAACUGGAACCCUCAGUCUGGAGCCAAAGGAUAUAAGGUGAAGUAUUGGAUCUACGGAGACCCUGAAGCCGAAGCCCAGGUGGUGGACGUUAAAAGCCCUCAUGCUGAAUUGACGAAUCUCUACCCGUACUGCGAUUACGAGAUGCGUGUGUGUUCAUAUAAUGCUCAGGGAGACGGGGACUACAGUGACAUCGUGCCGUGCCAGACUCUUGAAGAUGUCCCAAGUGAACCAGGCCGCCUGGCCUUCAAUGUCAUUGGCCCAACUGUCACGCAACUGAGCUGGGCAGAACCAGCAGAGCCCAAUGGUGUGAUCACAGAUUAUGAGGUUGUCUACACACCCAUCAAUGAGGACAGCAAACCCAUUGGACCUGAUAAGAAGGUGAAGAUUGACAACCCCAAGAAGCGCAUGUUGCUUAUUGAGAACCUGCAGCAGUCCCAGACAUACCGCUACAAAGUGCGUGCUAGCAACAAGGUGGGAUGGGGGCCAUACAGAGAUGCCACCAUCAAUCUGGCAACCCAACCUCACAGACCCAUGUCCAUUCCCAUUAUUCCUGAUAUUCCUAUUGUGGAUGCAGAGGCGGGGGAUGAUUAUGACAGUUUUCUCAUGUACAGUAAUGAAGUUCUUCGUUCACCCACCUCCAGCACCAGACCCAGCGUGUCAGAGUUCUCCGAAGACCAGAACAUAAACGGAAAGUGGGAUCAAGGGUUCCUGUUCCCAGGUGGAAGUGGUUCCCUGUCACGCAACAUCAGCACUUCUUCAACUAGCUACAGCGUCUCACCCCGCCCUGGUGGUGCCAACCAGUCAGUGGAGACCAGUAUGACUUACAUAACCAACAAAGGAGGAUCUGUGCCUCGCAAGCAUGACAUCCACACAGAGGACGUCAUCAUGAGAAAACGAUCCGAAAACAGGACUUAUUAUGAUAAUGAUGGUGUAAGAGACUCCAUCGUGAUGAGCGACUUGACUGGAGGAUUCUCUGACAUUCUAAGCGGUUCUAGCUUCAGCCAGACUACAACCAGCUACAGCCUGAACUCCCGCGUUCACAAUCACUCAGACGACAUCAACGAAGCUCUGCAGAACCUGGACAGGGUUCUCCAGGAUACUCGGCUGCAACGUGGAGUCCCUGAAACCCCAAGCAGGCUGGUGUUUUCAGCUCUGGGUCCCACGGCACUGAAGGUCAGCUGGCAGGAGCCCCACUGUGAAAAGCCAAUAUUAAAAUACUCUGUCCUCUACCAGCUUCUCAAUGGAGGUGAAAUGAAGCGCUUGGACAUCACUAACCCUGCGCAGAACUCUGUGGUGGUUCAGGACUUAAUGCCCAACCAGUCGUACCUGUUCAAGGUAAAAGCUGAGAGUCAGGAGGGUUGGGGUCCAGAGAGAGAAGGAGUCAUCACCAUUGAGUCUGCUGUCGACCCCAAGAGCCCCCUCAGCCCUGUGCCAGGGUCUUCAUUCACUCUGAGCACACCCAGUGCUCCAGGUCCGCUGGUGUUCACUGCAUUAAGUCCAGAGACUCUCCAGCUCAGCUGGGAUAAACCACGAAAACCCAACGGCGAGAUCCUGGGCUACGUGGUCACCUGUGAACAGCUGCACGGUGGAGGAGAUCAGCGCUCCUUCCAGCUCAGCGGGAACUCGGCCACGUCUCUGACCGUUUCUGAUCUGAGUGAAAAUGUACCGUAUAAAUUUAAAGUACAGGCUCAGACCACGCAGGGCUUUGGGCCGGAGAGAGAGGGGAUCAUCACUAUCGAGUCUCAGGAUGGUUCUAUGGGUCAGUACAGCAGUCAGUCUGUGAUGAAGAGAGAAAUGUUUAAUUUGCCAUCACAGAACUCGUCACAGACAACACACACCAUGUUCACCGAACCCUUUAUCACACCAGAAGGUAUGAUGAUGUCGAGCAGACAGGUCACACAGCACACGGAGAUGAGCGGUAGCAUCACGCGGCAGGUGGAGAUGGUGCAGAGAGGAGUGACGUCCACCGUCACCAAGAAACAAUAUUAUGAAGCCUGAACACGGAUAAUACGCUAACCUGGUGUGUUCAGUAACACACACACACACACACACACACACACCUGAACAUCAUCUGUGUACUGGUAUGAACACGAGUAUAACAGUGAGAAUGACUGAAACACAUUCACACCAGAACCAUGUGUGUGUGAAAUACAGAAACUGCACACAUACACAGCGAUAUUUAGCUUCAGUAUUGAAAUUUUACAGAAGCCCUGAACUGGAAAACCAUGCUGAAGUGCAAUGUCCUUAUUCUGACAUAAACAACAUACAGUGUUAAAUAUUAAGUCAAAAUACGUUAUUAAGCUGAAAUAAUAUCUUGAAAUAACAAGUUAGUACGUAACGAAGUCAAAAUAAAGACAUAGUACUUCAGCUUUAAUAUGUUUUUUUGCUUCUGUAGUCAGUAAAGUCUCCAGUGUGGGAAUGUUCCUGAAACAGUUGGCUUUAAAAUACAGUGAUAUGGUCUGAGCAUUUUACAAUAAUAAUAAUAAUAAUAAUAAUAAUAAUAAUAAUUCACUUUACAGUGCCAAACAUGUAUUGAAUGUAAACCGAAUGUUCUGUGCUUUAGUGUACACACGUAUACAUCCAUCUCACAUAUCUGCCUUUAGAUAUUUGAAUUGUUUUAGGGUUUGUUUGUUGUUUGUCUGUUUAUUAUCUACUUUUUUUUUACGUUAUAUUGAUGAAUAUGAUGAAUUAUGAAUUAUACAUAUUAACACUCCAGUAAAACUUUGGAGUUAAAAAAAAGUAGAUUAGCAGCGCCAUCUGCUAGGCCUUUUACUGUACAGACCAAUCAGAGACCAUAAUUUCAUCACGUGACUAUUUUCAGGCAGGGGGGUUAAUUCAACUAGGCCACUACUCCACAUGUACCUAACAAAAAGCACUUUUAAAAUCAUAAUUUUUUCUAUAAACCAGUCAGUAAAGUUAUUAUGCUGAAAUAAUAGUAAAAUUAUUCGACAGCUACAAUUUUAAAUGAAUUUACUUAUGCUAACAGCUAACCAAGAAGCUCUAGCUAGUUAACCUUAGCUUGCUAGCCAAUUUAUUAGUCAUUACACAUCUCCAUUUAUUUAUUUCUCAUUCAAUUAAAAUAAAAAAAACGUUCUUAAUAUACCUUCAGUGACAUGAUUCCAUAAUAGAUCUCUUUUUAUUCUCAUAAUUCUGAUGUAAAUUCUGCCAAACUGCAGCUAGUUAGCCUGUUAGCUGCAGCUAGCGCAUUGAAUCCCGUAGAAUCCCAUCAUGAACUUGUUCAUUUUUAUUCUUAUUUUUCUUUUACAACUAAAAAUGUUGUUUUCCAACAAUAACUGCUGGUGGUGUUGAAUGAAAAGUGUCAUUUAUGAGCUGCAUCAGGAUUUUCUCUUGAAAAAUGUCUUUACCAAAGUAUCAAAAUCUGUAUUUUUUAACUUUAUUAGUUUUACUAUUUGCAUGUUUAUUAUUAUAUUUUUACUGUCCCUUUUCAUCAUAUAACAAACAGCUUGAGUCUCGGUUACAUAAAAACAGUAAUAUACUAAUUAAACUACAGGUUAUUGUUUUUGCAUGUUGUAAAUAUGUUACUGAAAUUUGGAUUUAAAAUGUUUUGUUUUUUUUUACACACAAUACUCUGGGGAAACAUGACUCUGUCUGUCAAUAUUUUAACUAUUAUACUGUACUAUUUUGAAAAAUAUAUUUGUAUAUUAAAUAUAAUAUGAGGAUGAACACUUUGGGUUUUUUAAUGUGACCAAACGAGCAAACAUUUCACUUUAGAUUCAGUUUCAUUCGUUAAACACGACAGAUUUCCAUUUAAUAAACAAUAAAAAAUAAUUGGUUAAUAAAGUGUGUCA